GCCAGAUGUCAGUCCCAGCAGAAAUGACACUGUGUGCGUAUGUAUUCGUAAGCAAAGAUGACGUAUAAACAAUUUCGGGUAAAUUUACCGGAACUGUAUGUUUUUUAGGUGCUGCUGGCGAAAGCGAGAGUUGUCGUCUGCACAUUUAGUAUACUACAAUUAGAUGCAGUUUCGUGGCAAAUUCAGAGCAUAGUGAACGGUAGGAUACGCACCAUCAUGAAAGUAAGGUGUCGCGCUAGUGCAGCAGCCUUGCUGCUGGUGGUAAUGGUACUGCAAAUGAUUCCGCCCAGCAAUGCUCACGGCUGGGGCUCGGAAGAUAUGGAAUUAUUUGAUCUUGUGGAGGAGGUGAAUGAAAAUUUCUACAGCCUGAUGAACAUCAACCAAACGGCAACGCUUGCCGAAAUUAAGCGUGCGUUCCGAACACUUUCGGUGGUGCUGCAUCCGGACAAGAACGAUGCCGAGGACGCAAACAUUCGAUUUCGCAAUCUAGUCUCGGUGUAUGAAAUUCUGAAGGAUCCGGGCAAGCGAGAAAAAUACGAUAAAGUGCUGAAGGAAGGUAUGCCAAACUGGAAAUCGGCACUUUAUUAUUAUCGGCACGUGCGGAAGAUGGGUAUGGUGGAAAGUGCCACCAUUCUGUUUGUUGUCAUCACCGUGAUGCAGUAUUUUGUAGCCUGGGCGGCGUAUGUUGAGAAAAAAUAUACAGCGGAACAAAUUGUAGGCAGUAAGCUGAAAAAGCUAAACAAGAAAAAGCAAACUAACGUACAGUUGGAAGAGCUAAUAAAUGAAAUACCUUUGCCGAGCAUUAAGAACACGUUACCCUGUCAGAUUCCUGUGUGGAUUUGGAACACGGUGACCGGUACGCCGGCGGCCAUUCGAUUAAUGUUCGAGCUUUAUUCGCAGCAGAAGAAACAGAAGGAAGAAGAAUUGCUUCGCGAGAAAGAAGAGAUCGAACUGCAAGCAACACUCGAGGAGCAACGGGCAAGGGAUAAAGAAAAUCGUAUACUACGUAAGCGAUCGAAAAAAAUGAUCGUACCGGAGAAAACGGACGAAGAACUAGCUGCGUACAGUCAGCGCAUACUAAAACCUUCACAAGAUGGCAAUGGGGACAAAAGUACGCACACUCCUCUUCCACAAUCAGGUGGUCUCUGGACGGAGGACGAUCUGACCGAGCUGGUACGAUUGGUAAAGAAAUAUCCGGGCGGUACUAGCAACCGUUGGGAAAUUAUAGCUGAUAUGAUGCAGCGAAGCGUUGAAGAAAUCACCUACAUGGCAGCAAAGAUGAAAGAGUGUGGCUAUCGAUUACCUCACCAGUCGGAGGGCACAAAUUCGUCCGAAUCGGGACAGGCAUCCGCGGUCGGUGUGACCGGUUCGACAAAGGUGAAAACGAAAACGCGUGACAGCGGUCCGAACGAAACGGCGACCAGCAACUGGACACAGCAGCAGCAGCAAGCACUCGAGGUUGCUAUACAAAAAUAUCCGAAAUCGGCAAAUUAUGAUCGGUGGCAGAAAAUUGCUAACAGUGUACCGGGCAAAUCGAAGGAGGAGUGUGUUGCACGGUACAAAUAUCUAGUGGAGCUGGUGAAGAAGCAAAAGAGUGCCAACGCGGUAGAUGACGCGUCGCAGGACGUUAAAGCUACAGACGAACCCGCUCCGGUGGAAGAUUUAAAAUCGACAAAUGACACCAUCGGCCCAACGGUUAGUGAAGAUACUUUGUUGGAGGACGAUAAUGCAGCGUCGGCACCACCAUCGGCAGCUGGUGGUAAGAGCCAGGCGAAAAGUAAACGACGGGAGCGUAAGAAAGCGAAAGCCUAUUACAGCUACUCGGAUGAUUCGGAUAUGUCGUACGAAGCAGAAGAAAUAUAAAAGCUUACCGCCCGUUCUAAAAACGUGUGAAGCAAAAAAAAAACGAAACAAUUCUUAGCCAAGUGGUGUUUGAAAACGAAGAAAAGUGCCCACCGAACGAUUGUCGAUAGUUUUUUUUCGGAAGGCGGGCUAGGUUAAGUAAUUGGUUCUUUUAUUCUCUUUCGCUUUUGUUUUUUUUCUCUCUCUCUAUUAUCUGUCUCUCUUUCUGUUGCUUUAUUAACAUGAUAUUGUUAUUGCUUUGAAAAAAUGUAGAAUAAAUAGCCUUUGGGAGCCAGAUCGGAACA
This is a messenger RNA of Anopheles funestus (African malaria mosquito), 2147 nucleotides long. RefSeq lists its product as uncharacterized. The transcript has 3 exons. The coding region runs from base 217 to 1863 and encodes 548 amino acids. Gene Ontology annotation, cellular component: endomembrane system. The record is from RefSeq and is a predicted model, not a curated record. Lineage: Eukaryota; Metazoa; Arthropoda; Insecta; Diptera; Culicidae.